This is a messenger RNA of Onychomys torridus (southern grasshopper mouse), 2909 nucleotides long. It is a transcript of the gene Fam229a, whose product is annotated as family with sequence similarity 229 member A. Lineage: Eukaryota; Metazoa; Chordata; Mammalia; Rodentia; Cricetidae. Bases 2361 to 2747 code for a protein of 128 amino acids. The transcript has 3 exons. The record is from RefSeq and is a predicted model, not a curated record.
ACUUCCUGCCUGGAGCAUGGGCGGGGUAUGUAGCUAGGGUCUUGAGGCCUCUGGUUUGAGAAAGGGAUGAGCCCAGGCAGCCUCUCACCACGCCAUGGAGGCAGGAGGCCAUUUCUGCAUCCCCAAUGCUUUUGCUUUGUUUGGAAAGCAGGUUGUAGCACCUGAGUGGUUCUGUGGGCCUUGUUCCUCUCUUCUCCCUGCCCAUGAUGAUUUGAGAACCAUUAAUAAUAAAAGACAGACCUGCGGCCCUUAGUUCCAGGAAGGAAGGCAAAGCUACCCUAGUAGGGGCCUGUGGGGCCACCGUGGGGUGUAGAAGUAAGCUAUGGAUGAAGUGAGCCCAAAAUGUAAAAUAUAUAUCACCACUUUAGAAGCGGGUUUUUGGGUUUGCUUUCUCCCCCUACUUUAUUGGGGAGGACUUGCCAUUGCUUUUAUCAAGUGCUUGCUAGCCAUGGGUGCCAACUAACUUCUUCGAUUGAAGGCCGGAGUAUCAUAUCUGGUUCCAGGAGCCGCUUCAGCAGGUCCUGGCAUUCAGUUGAGAUGCCCAGAUGAGUGGGGAAGGAUACCCCCUUCUGUUGCUGCCACAGCAUCUUGGGGAUAUCUGUGUCAUCAAAAGGUAGACUUGCACAGAGCAUUACAUACAGGACCACACCCAUGCUCCAGACAUCACCUUUCUUGCUGUCAUGGGGUAUGCCCUGCAGCACCUCGGGAGCGGCGUAGGCUGUGCUGCCGCAGAAGGUCUGGCUCAGCUCCCUGCGUGACUUGGGUAGCACCUUGGCAAAGCCAAAGUCGGUCAGCUUUAGGUUGAAGCCCUGCAACAAGGCGUUCUCACAUUUAAGGUCCCGGUGGGCCACGCCACAGCCAUGGCAGUAGCGGAUAGCCUCAACCAUCUGGCGGAAGAGGGCCUUGGCCCGGCUCUCGGGAAGUGGCCCUCCGUUGAGCACACAGUCAAAGACAUCCCCUCCCUCAGCCAGUUCCAUCACCAGGUAGAUUUUCCCAUCUGCCGACUCCAGCAUCUCAUACACCCGGAUGAUGUUUUUGUGGUCCAGGGUGCGGACAAUCUGGAGCUCUCGAGGCAGGAAUCUCUGGAUAAACUCUAGGGGAGAGCAGAGAGGCAAAGUGGGCUAUCAGUAGAAGGGUCUAAUUUCUCCCUCCUGACUCCUGUUUUCUGGCUUGCGGACCACCACCAUGUCCGUGUGUUCUUCCUUGACUCCCUGAAUAGACUCUAGCAGCAAGUAUGCCCUUUUAUUACUUCGUGGUUAGCUGGUCCUUGGAACCCCUUCCCUGCAGCCUGUGAGACCACAGGUGCUUGAGGACUUCAGACAACACUGUUGAAUGCCAGGAUCCUUCUGGGAGCCCUGUCUUCCUGUCCCUUCCCCACCUCUUGGCUCCAGUUAUCUAGCUAACACCUCCUGGGAUAGGAAAAACUGAGGCCCUUUGCCCUGUGCUCUGUGGAUGUGGAAAGAUGCAGCGAUCCUGGGUUCCCCACACCCCUCUCUCACAGACCUGAAGGCAGCCAUCUGGCUUGCUUUCUGUCCUUCUAAAAGGGAAGGAGAACUGUUCUGAACGAGAAAAGCACCUACCCGCGUUGGCUAGCCCGCCCUCCCAAGCGCCCCAGCUCACCUUCUGGCCCUCCCAUCUUGUCUAUAAUUUUAAUCGCCACUUUUCUUUGAUGUUUUUUGGAAAAUGCUUCUUUGACUUUUGAGUAGGUCCCUUCCCCAAUGGUCUUGCCCAGCUGGUACCCAUUGGAGAGUAGAAAGUCCUCCAUGCUGUGUAGCGCCUCCUUCUUGUCACCCUCUCAGCUCAUGCUGCCUCGGGGAGGCAGCACUACUCCACCAUCGCCCUCGGCCUGCUUCUUCUCCCCCCAAGGACUUCAUCCACAGCUGCCUCCAGGGCUAGAACAUUCUCCGUCUGGACACAGCCACAGGUGGUGGGGAGGGAGAGGACCAGACAUCUUUAAACUCCUGCCCAAUUGUGAUGUAAAUGCUGUGUGAUCCUCAGACAACAUGGGCAGUGUCCCUGCUGGCCCUCACCACCACCACCAAACCCAGCCUGAGUUAAGUCAUUCAUGAGGGAGGCACCGAGGGGGCACAGUGCCGGAGAAGGGGCCCGGGCGGCUGUGUAGGCCAGGGAUGCAGGGCUUCUCCAUGCGGGCUCUGCUUCCAGACAGGUCACCCUCAUCUCCCAAGUCUCCAUCAAGCUGUUGAGGGAUAGUGCGAACCGGUCACCAAGGUGUGGUCGCCAGAAGCCUCUGGCUUCAGGCCCCCCCGGGCCCUCACUAAAUGCCCGAAUGGCCCGGACCGGCCUAGAAUUCUAUCGAGGAACAGGCUGUGUGAGGUCAGCACGCAGAGAUCGGGGUCACAAUGCAGCCCUUCCCUUCGACGCUGGGACCCGGGCACGCAGCAGACACCUGCCAGGCUCCGCCUGGACCGGAGCGUCCUCCCGCGGCCAGGGCUCGGGCAGUUGCUUCCAGCCUGGGACUGGCCUCGGUCUCCGGCAGAGCGCCCCGGGGCCUGGAGAUGAGUGCCCAGGAGACCCCACAGGGUCGAAGAUUCCCCAUUGAGGCCGGAGACUCCCCUGGCCUUGCCUCCGCCCCCGAGUCCCAGGACAGCCCGGAGCCUGUAGCUACGGAUCAAAACCCGGUCAGGCCGCUCCGACGCUGCCCGGGCUGCCACUGUCUGACGCUGCUGCACGUGCCCAUCGACGUCUACCUGGCCAUGGGCGGGAGCCCCCGGGCCCGUGCCACCUGAGUGCGCCUGCGCACGGCAGCUCCGCAGGAGCCGGGCAGGACGAGGCCAGCCGCGGGCCACCACGCUGAGGUCGCACGCGCCGAGCACGAGACAAUGAUGCACAUUUUAAAAUAAAAGAAUGAUGCACAUUUUAAUAAAGCACAGCAUAAACUGUUCUUUCCA